Molecule: messenger RNA, 1191 nt
Organism: Lindgomyces ingoldianus
Lineage: Eukaryota; Fungi; Ascomycota; Dothideomycetes; Pleosporales; Lindgomycetaceae
Exons: 2
Coding region: 112-1191 (359 amino acids)
Source: RefSeq, a predicted model, not a curated record
UUUGAAUCUUCUUCAUUGACUGAAGCUGGAAAUCCCUUCUCAAACCUUCGUUGACCUCGAAGCUUGAACGCCCUUCUUUCAACUCGCUCAUUCUUAACAUCGGAUCAAAAAAUGUCUCUCAGAGUUCAGGUAGCUGCUCUUGUCGGCACUCUGGUUACUACAAUCACUGCACACGGUCACGUCAGCGGCAUUGUUGCUGAUGGCACGUAUUAUCAGGGCUAUGAUCCGAGCUUCCAGUACCAGGCCACCCCUCCCAAAGUCGUUGGCUGGAGUUGCCCUCAAUGCCUGGAUAAUGGAUUUGUUUCCCCUGACAUGUACACUACAUCCAACAUCGCUUGCCACAAGAACGCUACCGCUGGACAAGCUUCGGCCAAGGUUGCCGCUGGGGGCACUGUCGAGCUUCAGUGGACUGCCUGGCCGGAAUCUCAUCAUGGACCUGUUCUUGACUAUCUCGCAAAGUGUGACGGUGACUGCACCACCGCUACUGCGGACGGUUUGUCAUUCUUUAAGAUUGAUCAAUCCGGUCUCCUCGACGACACUACCGUUCCCGGGAGUUGGGCCUCCGACAAACUUAUUUCGAACAACAACUCUUGGACAGUAACAAUCCCAUCUAGCAUUGCUACAGGGAACUACGUCUUACGCCACGAAAUCAUUGCUUUGCACUCGGCUGGACAGGAUAAUGGUGCUCAGAAUUAUCCCCAAUGCAUUAACAUCGAAGUCACUGGCGGAGGAUCUGCAAGCCCAUCAGCUGAAGCUGCAACGAAGUUCUAUACUCCAACUGACCCGGGCAUCUUGGUCAACAUCUACCAAAGCUUGACCUAUGAGAUUCCUGGACCUGCCCUCUUUAGCGGUGCUGAGUCUGCUCCAGCUCAGACCAGUAAAGCUACUGCUACUGGCGCGACACCCAGCGCCCCUGUUUCCACUUCGGCACUUGCUGUCUCCUCUGCUACUCCAGUUGCUUCAAGCGCUGUCACAAGCAAGGCCGCUCUCGUCCAGGUCACCUCCACUAUUGCCGUGACUGUUGAAGCCCCUACCACUACAGAAGCUCCUGCGGGCGGCAACACCACUGGCCCUCUGCCUUCUAAACCUCUCCCAGAGGGUAUCACGCUGAAGGAUCUUCUAGAAUGGCUCCAGUACUUCAUGCGCAACUUCAUGCGCCACAACAACCGCAAGCAUCCACGCCACUUCUAA